UGGCAGCGGAAGGAACACAAAGCCAGUCAACCUCCCAAAGGCCCUUUGACUCACGGCGCCGGGGGCCAACACCAACCAAAGCCUUGGUGCGACGAUCCUGAAUGGAGCAAGAGUCGGUAUCAAGAAUGACACGACAACCAUAAUCAGUGAGUUGGGCAGCAGAAAAAAGAUUCAUGGUAAGGCGAGGAACAUGGGAAACACUAGGAACAGAAAAGGAUGGAGUGGAAAGAAGACCACGACUAGCAACAGGAAGAGGUGUGCCAUCGGCGGUAAGAACAUUAACAGGUGAGUCAAGAGGUCAGAGAGAAGACAACACAGAAGAAUCAGAAGACAUAUGAAAGGAGGCUCCAGAAUCCAGAACCCACGAGGAUGUACCUGACUGAGUAGAGGUCUGCGGUGAUGUAGAAGGGGAUGCAGUCAUAGCAGCAGCUGAACCAGUCGAUGAGGAGCCAGAGGAGGCAAGUAGACGCUUGAGGCGUACGUCCUAGUCAGUGAGUGACUGAGUCAAGGAAGACGCAGGAGGGCCACUGGAAGGGGAGCGUCUCUGAUCUUGCUUCUUCUGGCGACAAUCAGACUCUGGGUGACCUGACCGGGAGCAGUAACCACAGAAAGUGUCACGGCGCUACUUACUCUUCUCAGCAUAAAGAGGACGGCUCACCCCCCCUGAAGGAGUGGGCAAGAGUGGUGGAGCAGUGAGGCGAGCAGAUGACACAGGAGCCCGGGUGGCCAACACUGAAGGAACCACAAGUAACCCAGCAGAGCAAAGACGGGUCUCCUCAGCACGAAGCUCAGCAAGUACCCCCCGAGAUAGGAACACGACCACGAGCAAGUAAGUGAGCCCGUCGGGGCUCAAACUCGAAGCGGAGACGAGAUAAGAACUCAUGAACCCUCUGAAACUCCAAGUCAGACCGCGUAGUCUGACAGCAACGGCAAGUGCCACAAACAACUGUCCUCAGUGAGUCAAGCUGACGCUAGAUGGCAGAGCACUGUGAAUAGAACUCAUCAACAGACGAGUCGCCCUGCUGAAGAGCAUGCUCCUGACGCACCACAGAGAGGUAUAGAGCAUCUCCAGAGGGCUGAUAGCGCUGACAAAGAUAGGACCACAUUGCUGCAACAGUGCCGAGGCCCAUAAACUCCGAAGCAAACUGAGGAAGGACACUCGCAGUGAGAACAGCAGCAGCCCGAGCAUCAUCAUUACACCACUGCGUGUAAGCAGACAGAUCAUCCCGGUAGACAGAAAGAGCAUCAGAGUAUGCGGAUACCUGCUGAUCAUACGCAUCAACUGCAGCAUCAUCAAGAGCCUUCGCUGCAUCCCGAUCAGCCUGAGAAGCGUCAGUAGCAAGCACCGGCGGAACCGGCGGAACAGGAGCCACCGGAGCAACAGGGCAGGGCGGACAGGGUACCUGGCCAGAGAGCACGCCCCACAGCAGAAGGCCGCGCAUAUGGAUACGCAUGAAGCCAACAAACUCAGCAUAGUUGGUGCCAUCAAAGAUCACGGAGCAGCGAGGAACAGCCACAUAUCCCGAAGAAGACAUUGCCGAGCUCUCCUCUUUUCCUGUUCUUUCUCCUUUUUUUUGAAGUCAACCGAUCGGAAACUGGAUCGGGAUCGAGCAGAGACUCGUGCGCUCGAGGCAGGAGCGGCAAAUCAGGAUCCAGAAAGGGCCCGGGCCCGCUCGCGGCUGGGGCGCUCGAGGGAGGGGCGGCUGGGGCGCUCGAGGGAGGAGGCCCGAACCAGAACAGCAAGCCUGAGGCGCUCUGCGUCAGCGGAAAAAGGGGAGCCCCGGGGGCGGCGGCGGCCGGUGGUCCGAGGGCCGGCCGGACAAGGGGCGACGGCGGCCGGGUGGAGAGGGGACGGAUCCGGGGCUCCAGCAGCUCGGCGGGGUCCAGCAAGGCGGAGACGGCCAGAUCCGGCCACGGGACACCGAUUUCCGGCGAGGCUUGUAGCGGGCAGGCCGGAGUAGAGCAGGUGCGGCCGGACGGGAAGAGGCGGCCGUGACCGGGGCGGAGCAGCGGGAUUGGGAUCCGCGACGGGGAGGGCCGGACGAAGCUGCUCGCCCGGACCGCCAGCCAGGCAGGAGGCGCCGGAUCGAGAGAGGGAUUAGCACGGAGUUGCAGCGUGCGGGAGAGAGGGGAACCUAACAUCUGAUACCAUGUUGGAUAAACAGCAACUGACUUUACUGAGGGCCAAAGGCCAUUGCAUAUACAUGUGUGGUAAAGUGCAGGAAACCCCUUAUACAAUGGGGAUAUACCGAAAAGAGACUAUACACAUCUAACACAUCUAACACUUUGCAGCUCACUUUUGUUAUGUUUACAGGUUUGUCUUUUCCAACGAACUUUGGAUGAUUUUGAUUUGCAUCUAGAUGUUUAGCCUGAUGUUUGAUUUCUCCUAAUACUACCUCACUCCAUACCAAUGGUUUGUUUCCUAGUUUAUAAACUUGCUGAAUACCAAUGGGUUUUUUUUCCAUCGGAAUAGUCACCUUAAAUUGAUACUUUGGAUGUUUACCUUAUCAGGAGCAAAAGAAAGACCUUGAAAAGAUGAUCUACCCUGCCCGAUUGGUGUCUCUUGCUUUCCCAUGAAAGAGCAGGCACAUAGGAGUAGGAGGAGUGAAGCUACCAUCAACUGAGGCAGAUUCCAUUGGGAAUACUUCAGAGGAACUACGCCGUAGUAGUUUGGUUAAGCUUGAUCUAAGUGAUGGGCAGACUUUAUAUUCGAAGUUGGUGGUAGGAGCUGAUGGUUCCAAAUCAAAUGUAAGGCAGGUUGCUGGCAUAAAAACAACUGGGUGGAGUUAUCCUCAGAGUGCGAUUAUAUGCACAGUAGAGCAUACAACAGCGAAUGACUGUGCAUGGCAGAGGUUUCUCCCUUCUGGUCCGAUUGCCCUACUUCCAAUAGGUGACAACUUCAGCAAUAUAGUGUGGACAAUGAGCCCAGAGGAGGCAUCGCGCCAUAAGUCAAUGAGCUCUGAAGAUUUUGUGAUGUCAGUGAACCGUGCAUUGGAUUUUGGUUAUGGACCGCAUCCCAGCUCUAGUAGUCUUGACCAUUACAUGGAAAAGUUAUUUUCUGGCAGUGGACAUACUGCAGCGUCUACAAAAGAAUGCUUUGAAGUACCACCAAGAGCAAUUGGGUUGAUCUCUGAGAGAAUGGCAUUUCCGUUGUCACUGAUGCAUUCCCAUGAUUAUGUUUCAAAAGGGCUAGCACUAGUUGGUGAUGCUGCUCAUACAGUUCACCCCUUGGCCGGUCAAGGUGUCAAUUUGGGUUUUGGAGAUGCUGCUGCCUUAGCAAAAGUUAUUUCUGAAGGAGUUUCUGUUGGUGCUGAUAUUGGGGAUCUAUCUUUGCUUAGUCGGUAUGAGAAUGACCGCAAGGCUGCUAAUGUUGCGAUGGCGGCAGUUCUAGAUGGUUUCCAGAAGAUGUACUCCGUUGAUUUCGGACCCCUCAAUGUGCUAAGAGCCGCUGCAUUCCAUGGGGCCCAGUAUAUAUCACCACUGAAAAGGAAUAUAAUCUCUUAUGCAAUGGGCGAUAAAAAAUCUCCUCUAUUCUCAUAGGCAGCAGCAGGUCUUAGAAACCUGCUGGCUUUGCGGUACUGUCGUCGAAUAGUAUGGUGUACUCUGGGCUUCUACCGAUGAGUAUUUUAAGCUAGUGAUGUUUCGCGGAGAAAUGUUAAGAGUGCAUAAAAUUUGACAAGAAAGUAGUAAUUCUACCAAAUAAAAUGAGAUCUCCUUCCGGGUGUUGUUAGAA
Triticum aestivum (bread wheat) is the source of this 3733-nucleotide messenger RNA. Its product is annotated as ubiquinone biosynthesis monooxygenase COQ6, mitochondrial. The transcript has 3 exons. Gene Ontology annotation, cellular component: mitochondrion. Gene Ontology annotation, molecular function: FAD binding. Gene Ontology annotation, biological process: xanthophyll biosynthetic process; carotene biosynthetic process. The coding region runs from base 2920 to 3540 and encodes 206 amino acids. The record is from RefSeq and is a predicted model, not a curated record. NCBI's taxonomy places the organism in Eukaryota, Viridiplantae, Streptophyta, Magnoliopsida, Poales, Poaceae.